Messenger RNA from Pyricularia grisea, 231 nucleotides. RefSeq lists its product as uncharacterized. Bases 1 to 231 code for a protein of 76 amino acids. NCBI's taxonomy places the organism in Eukaryota, Fungi, Ascomycota, Sordariomycetes, Magnaporthales, Pyriculariaceae. The record is from RefSeq and is a predicted model, not a curated record. The transcript has a single exon.
AUGCGCUUCACAAUCGUCAUCCUCGCCACAGCCUCCCUGGCCGCGGCCGCUCCCUUGAGCGUCUUUGGGCUUCUCACCGAGGGGAGGUCAUGCACCGGUGCCGAGUACACCUGCGGUAAGCUGUUUGACAACAAGCAGACGUACACAUGUCAGGACGGCCGUUUUAGGAAGGGCGCCAAGUGCGCAAACAGCUGUAGCAAGUCGGGCGAGGCUGUCGUUUGCGAUUUGUGA